CAACGACGCUUGGACUUCAAACUGUCGCGCGAAACGCACACUGUUUCUAUGCAAACAACAACCGUUAACAAACGCUGGGUCUACAGUACAGAUGGACGUACGAUGCAGAUCAAAGUAGAUACAAUUAUAUAAACUAAAAAGAUGACACAGUCGAUAGUAGUCCAAGUUGGUCAGUGUGGGAAUCAGGUGGGCUGCCGCUUCUGGGACCUCGCACUCAGAGAACAUGCACACGUCAAUCAAAUGGGAAUUUAUGACGAGGCACUGAGCAGCUUCUUUAGGAAUGUUGACCAAAGAGGAGCAGACUCUACAGGAGGCAGGAUCAACGCUCUAAAGGCCAGGGCCGUGUUAGUGGACAUGGAGGAGGGAGUCCUAGGAGAGAUUCUGCAGGGGCCGUUGCGUUCUCUCUUCAGCAGCACACAACUCAUAAGUGAUGUCUCUGGUUCUGGGAACAACUGGGCAGUUGGGCAUCACACAUAUGGCUUGGCCUACAGAGAGCAGAUUGUGGAUCAGGUCCGCAAGGCUGCAGAGCACUGUGAUUGCCUUCAGUGCUUCUUCCUCAUUCACUCUAUGGGAGGAGGUACUGGUUCGGGGUUAGGCACUUUUGUGUUGAAGCUUCUAGAAGACGAGUUCCCUGAGGUAUGUCGGAUAGUGACCUCUGUCUACCCGACAGCAGAAGAUGAUGUCAUCACCUCUCCUUACAACAGCAUCCUAGCCAUGAAAGAACUCACAGAACACGCAGACUGUGUCUUGCCAGUUGAUAACCAGUCUCUGGUUGAUAUUGUUGGUAAGAUACAACACAUGUCCAACACUGGCAAACCAGGAGGUACCAUCAAGAAGGACUGUACCAUCAUCUCGGGACAAGGAGGGGUGGUGAAGGUUGAGAAACCUUUUGAUGCCAUGAACAACAUUGUGGCCAAUCUACUUCUUAAUAUUACCAGUUCAGCACGGUUUGAGGGCUCUCUCAACAUGGAUCUGAAUGAGAUCGCCAUGAACCUUGUUCCAUUCCCACGGUUACACUAUCUUUUGCCCAGUCUAACCCCUCUAUACACACUUGCUGAUGUCAACGUACCACCACGCAGGCUGGAUCAGAUGUUCUCAGAUGCGUUUAGUAAGGAGCAUCAGCUAAUCAAAGCCGACCCCAAACACAACCUGUAUCUGGCCUGUGCUCUUAUGCUGCGUGGAAAUGUUCAGUUGUCAGAUCUGCGCCGGAAUAUUGAGCGGCUGAAGCCCACCCUUCCGUUUGUCCCAUGGAAUCAGGAAGGAUGGAAGACUAGUCUGUGUUCAGUCCCUCCUGUGUGUCACUCACAUUCUCUGUUGGCUUUAGCGAACAACACUUGUGUGAAAUCUACCUUCAUUGAACUAAGGGAGCGUUUUGUGAAGCUCUACCGUAGGAAGGCUCACUUGCAUCACUAUCUAGCAGUUGACGGCAUGGAGUUGGCUGGAUUCAGUGAGGCCUUGUCAUCGAUCUCAGCUCUAAUUGAAGAGUACACACACCUGGAAAGCCCUCUCAUGCCCAACGCACCCAGACUCACCAUCGCCACCUGACUCGUGUGUAUAAUAGACAACGUACUCUAAAUUUCUACUUGUACAUAAACUAAAUAUUUAAUAUUUUUGGACUAAAGUUUUAUGUAAAACGUCUCUAUUUCUAGAGGCAUAGAAACAUUGGUUCAAAUAUUGUGAAUUUAGUGUGGAUUUGGUAGUACUACCUACAGCAUAACAAACAAUAUUAAGUCAAAUACAGUUGAGCUCGAUCCCUAAGCAAACCUGUCUGCUUGGACUUUUUUAGACUUUUUUAAAUGAAUUAGUUUUUGUUUUACAAGUUUGUGUUUGAUUAGGGCCAGACCUUAACUUUGCAAGACAGCGGAAAUUGAAUUGUCUGUCUGUGUACUGUACUGGAGGCACAGAAAUUACACACUUCACCUGUAAAAUGUUGUUACUUUUUCUUUCAUAUAAAAAAAAAAAGUUAAUAAAAUAGUCAUGAUAUCAAACAUUGCCUGGAUAAUGUAGUUUUAAUAGAAGAAGAAUCGCUGAUUCAUUUGUCAUUACACAUUAGUAAUACACAAAAAUAUCCACUUUAUCUUAAACAAGAUUAAAAUACACACUCAAUCCCAUAGUCUUGGCAUUGACAGUCAGCACAAAGCGUAAAAUUGUAUUCUCAUUUAAUAUGGCUCUGCAUUAACCUGUUGACAGAUGGUUUGUUUGCAGGUUAGCGCUUAGUUUUGUUUUUGCUUCAAUCUAUGCCUCUACAAUCAGUUGGUGCAGGGCAUCCAUAGGUCCCAAAAGUAUUGUUGUCCAGCUAUUGCCUAAGACUCAAUGAUCAACACCUCUCAAAAACAAUAUUAUAAUCAUAAUCAGCGUGCAUAAUAUUUUGUUGCAACUGACCUGACAGAAGUACUUGAGUAAAAGAAAUUACCUUGUAUUUUGAAAAAUGCAUUUUAAAGAGACCCUCUUUAGAUGAAGCUGUUUGUUGCAUUCAUUUGUACUCUAUUUUUGCACUCUUUCUAUAGUGAAUGUCCUGUAUUGUGUGUGUGCUAGUAGGGUUAAGUUGUCUUGUGUAUGGGCUGAAUUUGAAAGCAAAAAGAUUCAAUCAAUAUCACGGUCACUUCAGAGUGCACAUCCCCAGUAGUAGUAAUACUAUUGUUUAUAUGUACCUAGUGUUACAUUGUAAUGCUUUCAAAAAAAAUAAUCAUAAACAACCCAAUAAACUCAUGAAACAACUCA
Messenger RNA from Carassius auratus (goldfish), 2721 nucleotides. RefSeq names its product tubulin, epsilon 1 (gene tube1). Lineage: Eukaryota; Metazoa; Chordata; Actinopteri; Cypriniformes; Cyprinidae. The record is from RefSeq and is a predicted model, not a curated record. The coding region runs from base 142 to 1545 and encodes 467 amino acids. Gene Ontology annotation, biological process: microtubule-based process. Gene Ontology annotation, molecular function: GTP binding. Gene Ontology annotation, cellular component: microtubule. The transcript is spliced from 12 exons.